Molecule: messenger RNA, 1642 nt
Organism: Apis cerana (Asiatic honeybee)
Lineage: Eukaryota; Metazoa; Arthropoda; Insecta; Hymenoptera; Apidae
Product: ras-related protein Rab-24
Molecular function (GO): GTP binding; GTPase activity
Source: RefSeq, a predicted model, not a curated record
UUCUGUUGGUAACAAUGUGAAUGAUACGAAAAUGAUAAUAGGCUCUAAAACUUUAGAAUUUAGGUCAAAAAUAAAUUACAUGAUUAAUCUAUUCUUAUAUUUAAUCUGUGGUUAUGUAUCGCACAUAAAUGCAAAAUGAAUGGCAUGAAUCGUGUCGAUUUAAAAGUGGUUUUAUUGGGUAAUGCAGCUGUAGGAAAAACAAGCCUCGUGGAACGUUUCGUAAAUGAAAGGUUUAACGAAAGUCUAUCUUAUCAAAAUACUAUAGGCGCUGCAUUUGCAGCUAAGCAAAUGCAAGUCAAUGGGAAAAGGCUUAUCAUGGGAAUAUGGGACACAGCAGGCAGUGAAAAAUAUGAUGCUAUGAGUAGAAUAUAUUACCGCAGUGCAAAAGCUGCUGUUAUUUGUUAUGAUAUCACAAAAUCAAAUACAUUUCAAAGAGCAAAAUUCUGGGUAAGAGAACUUAGAAGUGUUGAAGAAGGAUGUAAAAUAUACAUUUGUGCUACAAAAAAUGAUAUCUUAGAGCACGGUGCAGUUCCAUCUCCUGAUAUUAGUGUAGUAGAAGCAUAUGCUACAGGAAUUCAAGCUAAAUUUUUUAUUACAUCUAGUAAAACUGGAGAAAAUCUGAAUUAUUUAAUGAAAUUGCACAAGACUUUAUAUCUGAUCCAAAUAAUGUAGAAAAAAUUGAAGAGACAAUUGAAAUAACUAAUGAAUCCACAACUAAAGCAAUGUAUUGUUGUCAUUGAAAAUAUCAAAAUCAGUAUUAAAAAUUAUCACAAUUUUCUUAUAUAUUUAUCAUAUUUUAUAUUAUUUUAUACAAGUGAAUAUCACAAAUGUAAAUUGAUGCGGUAUACUGUAACUUGAUAUAUUAUUGAAUGUAAAUGUAAGAAAAUUCUUGCCCUUGAAGAUUAUUUUUAAAUAUACUCUAUAUUUUACUCUGUAUUUUAUUUUCCUUUGAUGUAUUUCUUAUUUGUUUUUUCAAAUAUGUAUGUUCAUAUUUAAAUAUAUUGUAGAAUGAAAAUUAUUAUUUCUAAAUUCUAAUUACUUCAAUUCAAAGGCAAAAUUCUUAUCAUAAACAUGCUUUUCUAUUAACUGUAAUAUCAAUAUAAAAUACUAUUAUCUUUCCAUUUUCAUAAUAUGUGAAAAAUUCAAUAUGACGUCAAUACUCACUUUUUGAGAUCUGUAAUAAAAGAUUAUAAUGAAUGAAAUGUAAUUUAAAAAAAAUUUCAAAAAUUUAUUUACUAAUAUAAUAUAUCAUGAAUAUACGAAGGAUUAAUGCAAUUAUAAUAAAAUAAUUAUUAAUUUUAAAUAAAACUAUUAAAUAAAAUUACCUUCUGUCAUUUCUUGUUCUAUUUCAAUCAUGUAAUAGUAUUAUUUAAUUAGAUAUUAACUGUGAUUUGUAUUUAUAAACAUAUUUUUUGUAACAUUAUGGUGGUAAAUUUGAAAUGCAAAUUUCUCUAACUUUUUCGUACACACCAAAAAAUAUGAAUCCGCUAAUUGUAAAACCACCGACUCUUGGUAGAAAGCCUGCAAAAAGUCUAAAGAUAUUUAUCGAUUAUUGUUUGUAGCAUAAUAAAAAAUAUAACUUAACAAAGAUUCAUUAUGUACCCUCUAAAACCAUAAUUGCAAUAAACUUUUUUUAACAUCA